GACUUAAAUUCAAUAAAAAACCAACAUGUCGACCUUGGGCCACGCUGUUGCCAAUGUUGGUAUUGUUUGUCGUCAGAACUGUGUUUUACGUUUAGUUAAAUGUCAACGCUGCACAAUACCGCAUCGUCAGUAUCAUCUCUGGAGAGGUAUUCAUAAUAAAGGAUUGAAUGAACCAUUACUGAAAAACCCUCAGGCACAACUCAAGCAGCUUCAAUAUUACUCGGAAAACCAACAGCCAAAGAAUUUCUUUCAAAAAUUAUUUGACCAAGUGCAAGAUGAUCUAAAGAAGAACAAAGAAAUCAAGGAAAACUUAAAGAAGUUUAGAGAAGAAAGAAAAAAAUUGGAGGAGGCCGAUGCCUUGUUGAAAGCAAGAGAGAAGUUUAAAAAGGUGCAAGAAGAAACUAAAAAGAGUUCCACUGUCUUUCAAAAGACGUUCGAGGAUGUCAAGGAAAAAGUUUCUGAGACAGUGGACGAAGUCAGUAAAUCAGAAUUUGGUAAGAAAAGUAAAGAAUUCACAGAGGAACUCGGGAAAACUGCAGGGAAAGCUGCAGAGACGAUUGGUAGUGCCGGAGAACACCUGGCUAAAUCUCAGCCCAUGAAGAAAGUCGCACAGGGUGUUAAAACGGUAUCGGAGGAAUUAGAUGAGCUUGCUUUUUCAAGACACAGGAUUUACAAAGCUCCAGAAAAACCUAUGAAGAGGUCAGACUUCAGGACCCUGGUGAAAGAGGAAAGGGAAAUCAAAGUGGAUGACGAGACCACAGGAGUAACAGUGCAUAAAGAUUCCAAGUUCUAUCAAAGCUGGCAGAAUUUCAAAGAGAACAAUGCUUAUGUAAAUAAAGUGUUUGAGUUAAAGAUGAAGUAUGAUGAAAGUGACAACCCUGCUAUCAGAGUGACCAGGGCCGUGACAGAUUUAAUAGGGAGAGCUCUAGGUAGUGUACUUACACCGUCAACAUUAAGCGAGGCCCUGACAGAAAUCAACAAAUACGACCCAUCAUUUACACCGGAGGGUUUCGCAUCAUUUUGUGAAACCAUUGUUGUUCCUAAUAUAUUAGAGGCCAUGGUUAGAGCUGAUACAGAAGUUUUGAAGGACUGGUUACAUGAAGCUGCUUAUAAUGUGACAUCUGCGAUACUGAAACCUUACAUAGAAGCCAGAUACAAGUCAUAUUCACAGAUCAUCGAUAUCGGUCGGGUGGAUGUUCUUGGUGGCCAGGUGAUGGAGCAGGGUCCAGUCUUACUAAUCCAGUUUCAUGCUCAUCAGAUCGAGUGCUGGCGGGAUUUUAAAAAUGAAGUUGUUGUUGGUAGUCCAAAUGAUAUUUUCAAAAUGACAUACACCUGGGCUCUAUGCAGAGAUCAAGAGGAAUUAGACCCUAAAGCUGCGUGGAAGUUGUUAGAAUUUAGUGCCACGAAAACUAAUGUAGUAAUAUAAGACAAUAAUAAACACUCUAGGCUUUUAACAAAUAUAAUACGGUGCCAAAACAUGUAACAUCUGAAGACUAUUCACCUUCCGAAUUAGUGAUGACAAGUGGUGUGAAAGGUUACGUGUGCAGACAGCGGUGCUCCACGAGUACGAGAUACAGGGAUUUAUAGAAGUUACACGAGACGGGCAUUUCAUUUCGACCACUCUCAUAUAUUGCUUGAAGGUUGUCAUCCUUGCGUGCGAGUUGAUGAGACACAGUUUCCUUGCCAGUGUCUAUGAUGUGGAGAGAUACUGUUCUCAUAAAUGUGUUUUCUGUAAUGUACUGCAAUGGCAGACCAAUAAAUAUUUAUAAAAUGUUAAAAUUUGAA
Molecule: messenger RNA, 1785 nt
Organism: Ostrea edulis (European flat oyster)
Lineage: Eukaryota; Metazoa; Mollusca; Bivalvia; Ostreida; Ostreidae
Product: mitochondrial import inner membrane translocase subunit TIM44-like
Exons: 15
Coding region: 26-1426 (466 amino acids)
Biological process (GO): protein import into mitochondrial matrix
Cellular component (GO): mitochondrial inner membrane
Molecular function (GO): protein-folding chaperone binding
Source: RefSeq, a predicted model, not a curated record